CCGGAGGAAAUCGGGAGGGGGAGGGCGAGCAAGGCCGAGACUGAAGGAGCGAGCGGCGGCCGAGGGGCUGGUCCAGGCGCGGCCGCUAAGAGGAGACCAAGAGGCGGGGGCUGCACUUGACAACCAGCAUGCCGAGAUGGCACGCUUUGUGCCCACGCCACCUCCACGCAGCCUUGCUUGCAAAUCAGAGGACAGGCUUAGUGAACAAGACUGGCCAGCGCCUUUCAAGGUUCCGUGUUUCGGGGUUGAAACUUCCCAAGCUGAGUCAGAAGAGGCAGAAGUGGAUGUGAGAGAAAGAGACACCCUCAGAGACAGAGAGCCAAAGAGGACGAGAGACUUGACUUUAAGAGACUCCUGUACUGACAACUCCAUGCAGUUCGCAACCAGACCGACUCCGGCUGAACCAGGGUUCAUGGGGACAUGGCAAAACGCUGACACUAACCUCUUAUUCAGAAUGUCCCAACAGGUUCCACUGGCAUGUGCUGGCAGAGUGCUGGGUGCAGACUUUUGCCCAAACCUGGAGGAGCCAGACCAGAGGCUGGAAGUCCAGGCCAUCCGCUGCACACUGGUAAACUGCACAUGUGAAUGUUUUCAGCCGGGGAAGAUUAACCUGAGGACUUGCGAUCAGUGUAAACAUGGCUGGGUGGCACAUGCCUUGGAUAAGCUCAGCACGCAGCACCUGUACCACCCCACCCAAGUGGAGAUUGUACAGUCCAACGUGGUGUUUGACAUCAGCAGCUUGAUGCUCUAUGGGACGCAAGCAGUGCCGGUGCGACUAAAGAUCCUUCUGGACCGGCUCUUCAGCGUGCUGAAGCAGGAGGAGGUGCUACACAUUCUGCACGGCCUGGGCUGGACUCUGCGGGACUACGUCAGGGGAUACAUCCUUCAGGAUGCUGCCGGCAAGGUACUGGACCGUUGGGCCAUCAUGUCUCGAGAAGAGGAAAUCAUCACCCUUCAGCAGUUCCUGCGGUUUGGAGAAACCAAAUCCAUCGUGGAGCUGAUGGCAAUUCAGGAGAAAGAAGGGCAGGCCGUGGCUGUGCCAUCUUCAAAGACAGACUCAGAUAUAAGGACUUUCAUUGAGAGCAAUAAUCGCACCAGGAGUCCCAGCCUCCUUGCUCACUUAGAGAACAGCAAUCCUUCCAGCAUUCAUCACUUCGAAAACAUCCCAAACAGCCUUGCAUUUCUGCUGCCAUUCCAGUACAUAAACCCCGUGUCAGCCCCUCUCCUGGGGUUGCCUCCCAAUGGGCUUCUGUUAGAGCAACCAGGACUGAGGCUGCGGGAGCCCAGCCUGUCCACCCAGAAUGAAUAUAAUGAGAGCAGUGAAUCUGAAGUGUCUCCGACACCCUAUAAGAAUGAUCAGACACCCAACAGAAACGCCCUGACCAGCAUCACUAAUGUGGAACCCAAAACCGAGCCAGCCUGUGUCUCCCCGAUUCAAAAUUCUGCCCCCGUCAGUGAUCUGUCCAAAACGGAGCACCCAAAGAGCUCAUUCCGGAUUCACCGAAUGAGAAGGAUGGGAUCAGCCUCUAGGAAAGGCAGGGUGUUCUGUAAUGCGUGUGGGAAAACAUUCUAUGACAAAGGUACGCUGAAAAUCCAUUAUAACGCUGUUCACCUGAAGAUCAAACAUCGCUGCACCAUUGAAGGCUGCAACAUGGUCUUCAGCUCCCUCCGAAGCCGUAAUCGCCACAGUGCAAAUCCCAACCCUCGCCUUCACAUGCCCAUGCUAAGGAAUAACCGAGACAAAGAUUUGAUUCGUGCCACAUCAGGAGCUGCCACUCCUGUCAUAGCAAGUACAAAAUCAAAUCUCACUCUCACAAGUCCUGGCCGGCCCCCAAUGGGUUUUACCACUCCCCCACUAGACCCUGUCUUACAGAAUCCUCUCCCUAGCCAGCUGGUGUUUUCUGGGCUAAAGACUGUACAACCAGUUCCUCCAUUUUAUAGAAGUUUACUCACCCCUGGGGAGAUGGUGAGUCCUCCCACUUCCCUUCCAACCAGCCCCAUCAUUCCAACCAGUGGUACCAUAGAGCAGCACCCCCCACCACCCUCUGAGCCAGUAGUGCCAGCCGUGAUGAUGGCCACCCAUGAGCCCAGUGCCGACCUGGCACCCAAGAAAAAGCCCAGGAAGUCAAGCAUGCCUGUGAAGAUCGAGAAGGAAAUCAUUGACACUGCUGAUGAGUUUGACGAUGAAGAUGAUGACCCCCAUGAUGGCGGAGCUGUGGUCAACGACAUGAGCCAUGACAAUCAUUGCCACUCCCAAGAGGAGAUGAGCCCAGGCAUGUCUGUGAAGGACUUUUCUAAGCACAACAGGCCCCGGUGCAUUUCAAGGACUGAAAUAAGAAGGGCUGACAGCAUGACUUCAGAGGACCAAGAGCCCGAGCGAGACUAUGAAAAUGAGUCUGAGUCUUCCGAACCCAAACUGGGUGAGGAGUCCAUGGAAGGGGAUGAACACAUCCAUAGUGAGGUGAGCGAAAAGGUCCUGAUGACCAGUGAGAGGCCAGAGGAGAACCACACAGAACCCUCUCACGAGGACGUUAUCAAAGUCAAAGAAGAGUUCACAGAUCCCACGUAUGACAUGUUUUACAUGAGCCAGUAUGGACUGUACAAUGGUGGUGGGGCCAGCAUGGCUGCCCUGCACGACAGUUUUACAUCAUCCCUGAAUUAUGGCAGCCCUCAGAAGUUCUCCCCAGAAGGGGACCUGUGUUCUAGCCCAGACCCCAAAAUCUGUUACGUGUGCAAGAAGAGUUUCAAAAGCUCCUACAGCGUGAAGCUUCACUACAGGAACGUUCACUUGAAAGAGAUGCAUGUGUGCACGGUGGCUGGCUGCAAUGCUGCCUUCCCCUCUCGCCGCAGCAGAGACAGACACAGUGCCAACAUAAAUCUGCAUCGGAAACUGUUGACCAAAGAACUCGACGACAUGGGCCUGGACUCCUCCCAGCCCUCUCUUAGCAAGGACCUCCGGGAUGAAUUUUUGGUGAAGAUCUAUGGGGCGCAGCACCCCAUGGGGCUUGACGUCAGGGAAGACGCCUCCUCUCCCGCAGGGACUGAAGACUCCCACCUGAACGGGUACGGGAGAGGCGUGGCGGAGGACUACAUGGUCCUGGACCUGAGCACCACGUCCAGCCUGCAGUCCAGCAGCAGCAUCCAUUCCUCCCGGGAAUCCGACGCAGGCAGCGACGAGGGGAUUCUUCUGGACGACAUUGAUGGGGCGAGCGACAGUGGGGAGUCGGCCCACAAGGCUGAGCCCCCUGCCCUCCCUGGCGGCCUAGGGGCUGAAGUUUCCGGAUCUCUCAUGUUCAGCAGUUUGGCUGGGAGCAACGGUGGGAUCAUGUGCAACAUCUGCCACAAAAUGUACAGCAACAAGGGGACCCUGCGGGUGCACUACAAAACUGUGCAUCUGCGAGAAAUGCACAGGUGCAAAGUCCCGGGUUGCAAUAUGAUGUUCUCCUCCGUGCGAAGCCGCAACAGGCACAGUCAGAACCCCAAUCUCCACAAAAACAUCCCCUUCGCUUCCGUAGAUUAGUCCCAGGAUGGACACUCCCAAUGCCAGCUCUCACCAGAUGGCCUCUGUGUUGGAACUGCCAGAGUCAGUGUGCACUUCCAUACUUGGGUGCAUGUGUGGUGUGGUGUGUGUGUGUGCACAUGUGUACACCUUGGUGUUCGCAUGCACACACAUACACACACAUACAUACACACCCCUACUUGUUUAGAUGAAAAAGAGAAACACUAGGUGCUUUUAAUUUUUUUUUCCUUUAUAGUUUUUGGGAAGGGUAGGGACUUGAAUUUGGGGGUAAAGAAUAGAAUGCCCCUUUAAACACACACAAACACACACACACGAGUGUGUAACUAGCCCCCUUUUUGAGAGAUUCAUUCUUGGUCUUCUCCAAAGAGACAAUUUGUUGUACCCAUGACUGUUGCCUGCAAAAAUAAAAGGGAAAAAAAAACCAGAAACAAAAAGGAACUUCUUAUAGUUGUCUUUUGUGAACUUUUAAGGUUUCGAGAGAAUCUUCAACUAAAGCAUGGCAGAUUCACCUGUAAAUAUUUAGCCUUCAGAGGCCAAUGAUGUAAAACAAUUGUAUUGAUGGUUGUUUAACUCUUUUAAUUUUUACAGUUACAUCCAGCUGUUAGAUAUGCAGGAAACAUAGUUUGCUGGCUAGUUCUAUCCAUUUAAGUUAGCAUUAAUGCACAUUUUUUUAAAAGAAAACAUGGUCUUGUUUUUACUACCUGUUAGCUGUAGUGAUAAAGAGGUGCUGGCAUGCUUCACGGCACAGAUCUAAUUUUUUAAAAUGUCCUGUACUAGUACAUAAACCCAGUCAUGCACUUUUUUCAUACACUACAAGGGGAUGUGUAAUAUCCAUGCUUCUUUUUUUAAUCCUUAAACUAUUGCCAUACUUCAGUAAGUGUCUUUUUAAAAGAAAAUUCACUUGUAUAAAAAUGGUCUGGUCAGUAUAGGGCACAAAUGCCAAACAGAAGUAUUAGUGUUAACACAAAACUGCCAACUUUGCACAAGUUUCCAGAAAAGAAAAUACAGUUAGUCACUCAACAUAACCACAGGCCCAUUUGCCGGCCACCAGAAAACCGCUUUGACAAAAAAACACUUGGUGAUUCUUUCAAGUGCUGAAUGUUAUUAGAAUCAACAUUGUAUCCUUCUUGCUUAUAUGUUCAGUUACAUAAAAGGAAAGCAAAAUUAAGUGGUGUGAAACAGGCAAGGCAUUUGUUCUUUAGAGGCAAGAUCAUAUUUCAGGAUGUAAAAGCCCAAAUUAUUCACUAUGGGACAAAGCUGAAUGCAGUCGAAGAGUUGAAUACUCAAUUUCCAAGACCCUAGCCUUUACUCCUCACAAAGCAGGAAAUAGUGUGAGCUAGGCAGGUGUCUGGUGUGGCUGUCUGAUGUGCAGCACAGUCUGCAGGAGUGCUACGACACAGGCCUGUUGCAUCAACAUCAAAAGACGUGUAGCAGCAGCAGCAGCGAUGCUGGGCAGCGUGAAAAUGUAUGCUGAACUUGA
Ochotona princeps (American pika) is the source of this 5000-nucleotide messenger RNA. RefSeq names its product basonuclin zinc finger protein 2 (gene BNC2). Gene Ontology annotation, cellular component: nucleus. The record is from RefSeq and is a predicted model, not a curated record. The coding region runs from base 137 to 3520 and encodes 1127 amino acids. NCBI's taxonomy places the organism in Eukaryota, Metazoa, Chordata, Mammalia, Lagomorpha, Ochotonidae. Gene Ontology annotation, biological process: regulation of DNA-templated transcription. The transcript is spliced from 8 exons.